AUGGCCUCCACCCUAAUAGCGGAAUUGCUGGUUGUCAGCCAUGGAAUUACCUGCAAUGGAUGAAGAUGAGGCGAACCAAUGAAGAAUGAGAGUGUUUCGGUGGGAGAAGCGCUCCCAGCCGUGGAGGCCACCCAAGAGAGCUCAUGGGGCGAUGCAGAGGCCACCAGGUCGGCUCCAGCAACAGCUGCAGGAUGCUGUGACGCAGGAGCUUCCAGUGCGACAGUUGCAGCAGCUACUUUCGCGCUGUGCCAGCGCCAGGGAAUAUCCAAGCAGAGAAACCAGUGAGGGCAUGGCUUCCUUGUUGGUUUGGGAAGAUUUCAAGACGCUGCUUGGGCUCGCUCAUGCAGUGAUGCUCCUGCAACGAGGAGCCACGAGGAGGCAGGCUGAAGUGAUGGUGCCCUUGCGGGACUCACUGCUGCACCUAGCCGAGGCACGCGUCCAACACUUGGAGCCAUCAGAAAUCCGGCCCUUGACCUCUUCACUGGCAUCCCUGCCAGGAUCAAGAAACUUCUUGGUUUCAGCUGCGGCACGUUGGCGCAGCCCCACAGAAGUUUUGCAGCCAAAGGAGUGGAGCCUGGUCAUGAAUGCCUUUGCUCGAGGUGGCUUGCCCACAGCGUCCGCACAGGCGCUCCUGCAGCAGAAUUUGGAGAUGCUUGAAGAUGUGAUGAUUGAGAAGACCUGGUCUGCUCGGGACGUGUCGCUGCUGUGCAAUGCUUUGCACAGGUUGAGACCUACUACGUCAGAGGCUGAACGCUUGCACCGGUUCUAUGCACGUGUCUUGGGUAGCUGGGCGAUGGAUCCACCAGACUGUGGACCACAGGAUUUGGCACAGUUGGCUUCGUCUCUUGCAGCAGUUUCUCAGAAGUACCGCUCAGAGGUUGUUCAUGGUUUUCGAGUAUUGCUGCAGCCGUGGACGACUGGGAUGGCUAAAGAGCUGAGUUGGGGCGUCUCUUUGGAAGGGCUUUGUGCCUUGCUGAAUGCUUUGGAGCGCUUGGCGUUGCUGGACUUGAGCUUGGCCAUCAGCCCAGCCGCUGUGCAGCGCGUUUCCCAUGCAAAGCUCUCAGCGAGCCAUUUAGGACACCUUUGUUACAUCUUCUCCAGAUGGCUGGAGCCGAAAUGGGCUUCAGAAGCUGGAGACAGCCUUGAGCCACGUGGCGUACAUGCGCAAGCACCAGCGCCAGCGGCGUGUGAAAUGAGAGCCUUGAGGGUUCAAGUACUUGAGCUCUUCAAGUCCACGCUAUGUCCUGCCAUCGUGGAACUUGCUUCAACGUUCCAACGUCCGAAGAAUGUGGCGCUGACAGCGCUGGCGUUGGCCCGCUUGUGCCGAUCUACGAAGGAUGAGAAGGAUGAGAAGGUUCAGCGCUUGUCCCACGAGGUCGCAGAGUCCUUGUGUCAACAGAGCCUUUUGGACCGAGCUGAACAAUCUGAUUCCGAUUCACUACAGUGGUGCAAUUGGCAGAGCUUGGAUUUGGCACAACUUGCAGAGUCUCUCUCUGCACUACUGACGUCAAGAAUGGACGUGAAGUUGCCAGCGGUGGCCACGUUAUUGUCAUCCAUAUCGAAGUAUCUCUUGGAAGAAGUGGAGAAUAUGCCAAUUCAGCAGGCCAUUCGCAUUGGCGCAGCUGUCGCUCCGACGCUGGAUGGCCCUGAGGUUUGCCACAGGCUCGCACAGGUUGUGGCUGAAAUCAAGUUUGAUUUGCCCAUUCCUGCUGCAGCUCUCUGGUUGCGUACCUUGCAACUGCUCGAGAUGAAUGAGGCAAAUCCUGGUUUGGACGGUUACUAGUAGCUUCCUGGUUUGGAAGGUUUUCUGUGGGUAUUUGAAAGUGGGUUUGUUAGCUCGCGCUGGAAUGACAUGGCAACUCAGAGGCAUCUUUGUGGCAGCCACUUGUUUGGCAACUGCAUCGUAGAUUGGCUUCGACCAAUGAGGACUGCACUUUUUGAAGCUCGCCUGCUCCAAGACAGGAUCUACGGAUAUGGAUAAAUUCAGGUGAUUCACAUUGUUGCCUCUUCAGGAGCAAGAACGCUACUAGGGGCUCCUGGCCUUACUACUAGGAACAAGAAGCUACU
This is a messenger RNA of Durusdinium trenchii, 2067 nucleotides long. The record is from the annotation of a GenBank genome assembly. Lineage: Eukaryota; Dinophyceae; Suessiales; Symbiodiniaceae.